UCAUCCCGGCUUUCCAAGAAAAUAAAUAUUGGAAAUUGCAAAUUAAUUCUGUACUUUAUCGUAAUUUUAGAAAAUAUGAUUAAUUAUUGCAACCUGUACAGUUGAUAAUUAAAAAUAAACAUUUCUCUAGCAGAAAAAUCACAAUGGUGCGAUCCAAAUACAGAUACAUCACGAUCAAAGUCAUUUUAACCAAGAAGAAUAGAAAUAUCUGCGAUGGAAGUUUCAAAAAUGCCGAUUUAUAUAAAACUGUGUUGUCAAAAGUGCAAAAGCUUCAUGGAGAUUAUGGAUUAGCUGCAGUGAAAACAGGAUUUUUAUGUAAAUAUUGUAACGAAAGUACCGGAGUGGCUAUUUUGAAAAUGAGACAUGGUCCUCAUAGAUUCGUAUGUACAGUAAUACCAUUAAUUACAGAAUUAGGAAAAGAACCAGUUCAAUUACAGACUAUUCGAAUCACUGCAACUUUACAUCAAGCUUUCAUUCAUCUAAAAAUUCAUCAAGAAAAAGAACUCGAAAAGAUAUGGAAUUGUGUAAAAGACGAAGACAAAACGCAAACCAAAGCACAGUAUCGUAAUUUAUCAUCUAUCGAAGAACUUCUCCUCAGUGAAAAACAAAGAAGCAGUUCUCAAUAAUAUCGAUCAUUCGUGUUUACCAUAAAUUACCUAAUUAUUUUUAGACUGAAACCAAUUAUAAAUAAAUCUAAUUUUUCAAUA
This is a messenger RNA of Planococcus citri (citrus mealybug), 707 nucleotides long. RefSeq names its product POP5 ribonuclease P/MRP subunit (gene Pop5). The transcript is spliced from 4 exons. NCBI's taxonomy places the organism in Eukaryota, Metazoa, Arthropoda, Insecta, Hemiptera, Pseudococcidae. Gene Ontology annotation, molecular function: ribonuclease P RNA binding. Bases 144 to 626 code for a protein of 160 amino acids. Gene Ontology annotation, cellular component: ribonuclease P complex. Gene Ontology annotation, biological process: tRNA 5'-leader removal. The record is from RefSeq and is a predicted model, not a curated record.